GCUGUGUCAGUCGCCAAGGUGCCCGUGAGCUAAGCCACCAUCAAGGAACUAGCACCACGAUGAUCUUGCAAUGCUAUGAGAAAGAGCCAUGAGCUUCUCGCCGUGCAGCCGACCACGUUUCAAAGGCAUCGAAUCGUUUCUGAGACGUAUUGCGUUUAAUCUCGGUAACACAGCGUCACAGACCGAAGUAAAAAUUAUAUCUUGUAUACCGAUCGACGUUACAGAUUUACAAAACAGAAUUAGCGAACUAGAAAAAGAGCUAGAAAAUUCCACGGUCCGGUGCGAAACCACCAAUGUGAAACAUAUCUGUCACACGGCUAUAGUGUCUGCUUCACCGCCAUUGUUUGAGCCUCCGCGGCCCUAUGGUUACGAGGCAGACGCUGAAAUCCGUGGAACUUCAGAAAUUGCGUCUUCCAAUACCACCCAUCCUGGGAGCACCGCUCUCCACGUCUUUCGUAACGGCAGUCGCUCAAGUGCCCGCGCGGCGCCAGACAGGGUGCACGGACCUCCUAACGACAAUGCGCUGGACCAACCGGUCGCGAGAAAUAAGUUCGAGAGAAAAGUUUCUGCUAUCCGACAUAAAAUUGUAACGAAAGUGAAAGACAAAAACGAAGAGACGCGACCAAAUAAAAGAAAGCUAAAGUACAAUAAGCCUCAUCUCGUUUACUACGUACAAACCGGAACAAAAACCCCCUUUAAUUUGUUAGUCGAGCCAUCGAAAAGCGAACAAACGACAUACCAUAACCGAAAAAACUACGAUCUGACGGGGUUGGACGAUUACGAUUACUAUUCUGUCUAUAAUAAUUGUAGCAUGAGCGAGCGCUACGUCUCAAGCAUGAUUCGAAAACAGUAUGAACAUUAUCCAAUGGGCGCUGACUUUUCAGAUGUCAGUGAUUUCUCGACGCCGGUGUGCCGUGAUCCGCCACGCGACAGCGGACCGGAGCGCUACGAAUCUGAUAUCUGCUCAUGCUGCCACGGCCCAUUUCAUAACGUUGAUGACACAAUGAGGCUCACUCAACGCGGUGAUAUGUGGGAGACCACAUCUAUACUUGGAAUGAGUCAGUACGCACAACAACAAGUCACUGGCAACAGCGCAUUCUAUGACUCUAGUCUCUACGACAUAGUGCCGGUGAAAGAGCUGCCGACGAAGCAGAGACGUGAUGAAAACGAGUAUGUAAUUCAAGAACCAAAACGAUUUGCGACUCACGAUGUCUGUCGCACAAAGGCUAAACGUGCGAAACCUCGAAAGCAGUACAACUACCAUAAUGUGGCACCGCUCCGAGUCAUCCCUAGAUAUCAUGCACAGAGGAAAAAAAAUAACACCAAAGUGAUGCCUCAAAUAAAGGACAGUCUAGGUAAAUUGGCCCACCUGAAAAGGACAGACUGGAGAAGAAGGGACUCGCCAACGAUCAGCGCUGUCGAUUACAGCCCCGUAUAUGCGCGACCAAUUUGUACUGCUAAUAUUUCGAAUAAAGGCCAUAUUAAUAGAACACCAGAAAAAGCCUCGGUUGAAGUUAAAAACGUGGAAUGUCUCACAACGAGUGUUAACAACUCAGAGUGUCAAACGGCUUCCACAAAAAGUGUUCAGCUGGAAGCCACUGAAAGCAACGAAAAUAAUACUGAAGUUACACUAAACCAAAUAAAAUCGAUCCUACAGUCGGUGUUGACGGAAGUGAAAACUAGCUCUCGAAUGAAGAAUCCUUGCGAGUGCAUUUCGAAGAAAGACGCCGUCGUUCAGAAAGAUCAGUCGCAGAAUAACAUGCAACCCGCGGUGGCAGCCAUUUCAAAAAUCAAGCCGGUGCAGGACGCCCUCUCUAGCCUCAUGAACUACAGCUACAGCCCGUACAACUUGAGGCCCUAUGGGCCGACGUGUUCACGACAGGUUCCCUCGAGCCAGUUAUCACCACCCCUUUCUCCAUUUCAGCCGAAAUGCAUGCAUAAUUACCCGCUCUUCAUACAGACCACGGGUCGCCAGUGUGCAUGCCGCUUCCGAAGCAUACCGAAGGGUGUCAACACAACCGGAUCGACCAUAGUGGCAAAUGCGCCUAAAACGCCUGUUCACCAUCCGCCACCCGCCACUAUUGCUACGAACACGGAGCAGCUCUCCGACCGCGAUACGCACCUAAGUUCCAGAAGUCCAGAAACCGACAAACUUAUCCAAGAAAUAUACAAGUCCUUAGCCGUCAAUAUGGACUACUUUACCAAAAACUCCACCAGUGAUUACAAUGAUCUUAAAUCAUCUAAUCCCUCUCAUAAGACCACCGAGAGUGGCUUACCUUCCAUUAACGAAAGGAAAAAGCGGGUGGGGCUGGCGAUGGUGCAACGCCAGUCGAAUGUGUCCAGUAGCGAUCACAGCAAGUCUGUGAAGUCACCAUCAUUGGUGAGCAAGACAACCUUGAGCACCCCUAGACACAGCCAUAAGACGCAGUCGUUUAUAAAGGAAUCGGCCGAGAACUUGCGCAGAGAACUGACCUCUCUACGUCGGCGCGGCGGCGGCGGCUUGCUCGAGCGCUCCUCCUCGAGUCAGUCCGACUACUCCACAAUCACGAGUAACGCAUCAGUGAGUUCGAAGAUCAUCACCGAACUCAAGUUCGCAGAUCAGGUUUGUAACUAA
Molecule: messenger RNA, 2614 nt
Organism: Hyposmocoma kahamanoa
Lineage: Eukaryota; Metazoa; Arthropoda; Insecta; Lepidoptera; Cosmopterigidae
Exons: 3
Coding region: 89-2614 (841 amino acids)
Source: RefSeq, a predicted model, not a curated record